This is a messenger RNA of Gadus morhua (Atlantic cod), 5024 nucleotides long. It is a transcript of the gene tmem131l, whose product is annotated as transmembrane 131 like. Gene Ontology annotation, cellular component: membrane. Lineage: Eukaryota; Metazoa; Chordata; Actinopteri; Gadiformes; Gadidae. The record is from RefSeq and is a predicted model, not a curated record. The coding region runs from base 111 to 4763 and encodes 1550 amino acids. The transcript has 34 exons.
GCAGGGCGCGGAACAGGGAGGGAGGACCGAGCAGGGAGAGACCGUACCGUCUGGGCUGAGAGAGAAAACCUCUCCAACACAACGCUGCUGGCUGCUAGCGAAAGGGCAGCAUGGCGGGGCUACGGGACGUCCAAAAAGGCAGCCACUGUCACAGGAAAACGUGGAUUAAUUUACUGCUAAGAGUACUGCAGCUACUUUUACCCUGCUUACAACACGGAGGGGCUCAGUUACAAGCUCUGAGACAAAUGUCCACCAGCGUGGUCGAGGUCUGGCAACCAGAAGAUGGAGAGCCAAUGGUCCCAGUUCAGGUGGAGGAAGAACGAAGAAAAGAUAGUCUUCCACUCAAAGAAAGCAGCUCGUCAUCAAAUGCAUGGGAGAAUGGGAGGCCCCUGCAUUUUCUUCCGCCAGCCAUGGAGUUUAGGACCCAGCCGCUGGGGCUUCCAAGAGCUGAAACCAUAUAUAUACACAACCCCAGCCAGGAAUUCCCUGUCACACUGCUGUCGGUGUUUACUUCCAGCAGGCAUUUUCACAUGCCUUCCUUCCACAAAAGGGUGAUCCCACCCAGGGGGAAGGCGUCUUUUAAACUCAUCUUCCUCCCGUUAGAGGAGGGCAACAUUGAAAACACAUUAUUUAUAAACACAUCAGCCCACGGGGUGCUGUCAUAUCAGAUACUUGGUGUGGGAGUCCACCGGGGUGCUUUAAAGUCUGUCCAAAGAAAGGACAGUCUACUAAUAUUUCCUCACAUCCAGAGCAUUAAGCUUACGCAAACUCAGGAAGACACUUCCAACAUCACCAUACUGGGGCUGCUCCUGGAGUGCAGCGUGUCCAAAAAUCUGUUAAACAAACCCCAGGGGUCGUGCCUGCAGAGCGACACCAGCCUCAGUCUGCACAUCAACCUUUCGGAGCGCGGGGACCGCCCGGGGGACCUGGACAAGCUCAAGCCUUACAUACUGGAGCACAUCCUGGUGCUGCUGAAGGCUCCGGCCCCGGGGCCCAGCUCGACCGGAGAGCCAAAAAUAGGAAUUUAUAUGUUAAACUCUGGUGGCAAGAAGCUCUACAUAAAGGACAUGCAGGUGCUAUCCAAGGUAGAGGCUGGUCUGGAAUUCAACCAGCUCCUUCUAAAACCAGAAGCAAAGAACUUCACGCAGGUGGCUACGGUGGAAUGCCGGGGCUCCUCACCAGGUCAGGGGAACAGAUGCUCUCGUCAUAUCAGUCUGCAGGUCUUGGCCAACCUCACAGCCCACACUUUCCCUGGACUGCAGAGCCUGCGCAGAGAGUCCAGGUGGGAUCUGUCAGGUCUGGUCCAGGUGAGGCAGAGCGGGAGAGCCACAGACCAGCUGGACCUGUGGUUGAGCAACCCCUUCCCCCUGCCCCUCACCAUCACCAACCCCAGGCUCGCAAGGAGCUCACGGGGCGUCCUCAAGGUGGUGAACUUCACCAGCCCGCUGACGGUACCGCAGGGCUGCUGGCGACUGCUGUCCCUGCAGCUGCUCCAUAAGGCUCUGCCUGUCCACCUGCUGUCCAGCCUGCGCCUGGACAGCAGUCUGGGCGCGCCCCUCCUCAUACCCCUCUACCUCCAGUCCGGUCUGGGCAAGCAGGGGGAAGUGGUUUUCGAAGCGGUUGGAGAGUGUGGGCGGCCGUGUCCAAUCAGAUUGUCCGAAGCAGGGCGGGCCCAGUGGCAGCGUUCCCUGCUGCCAGGUUCCCUGUCCUCCUGGACCGUGGACAGCAGACUGGCCACGGAGCUCUGCUCCCAGUGGCAGAGCAACAAGGAGCAGCUGCCGUGCAGGUGGCCACGCCUCCCGCUGGAGUCCUCCUCCACUCUGGACUUUGGUGCCACCCCAGUCAACGAGAGCAAGGUGAAGCUGCUCACACUGAAGAACCCCUCCCACUCAGUGGUGAGCGUGGAGAUCUCCUCCCUCUCCCAGUACCCCGCGCCACUGCACGCCCUGGACAUUCUCACCAGAUGGUUUAACAUUAGCCCGCUGUCCGUCAACAUCAGCACAACAGAGUUCACCCUGCUGUUGAAGCUCCCAAAGGAUGGAGAGAAGUUCAUAAGAGGACAGCGUGUCCUUCGUCUUCUGCUCCAGCCGUGGGAGACCAGAGAGGUGGCGGUGGUCUUCACGCCCUCGGAGCAUAAGCCCACCUCCACCAUCCUCGUCAUCAGGAACAACCUGACGGUGUUCGACAUGGUGACGGUGCGGGGACACGGGGCCAAGGAGCUGCUCCGGGUGGGUGGCAAGCUGCCCGGUCCGGGGGCUUCCCUGCGCUUCAACGUCCCCCAGUCCACCCUGAUGGAGUGUCGCGAUGGCGUGCGCACCAACAAGCCGCUCUUCGCCAUACGCAAGAGCUUCCGGGUGGAGAACGCCGGGGAGCUGCCCCUCACAGUCAUGUCCAUGAACAUCAACGGCUACCAGUGCCAGGGCUUUGGCUUCGAGGUGCUUCAGUGUCGCUCCUUCAGCCUGGACCACAACUCCUCCUCUGAGAUCACCAUUGCGUUCACGCCCGACUUCACCUCCUCUUGGGUGAUCCGAGACCUGACCCUGGUGACGUCGCGGGGCUCCUCCUUCCCCUUCACCCUGAACGUCACGCUGCCCCACCACAUGCUGCCCCUCUGUGCCCAGGUGGUGCCGGGCCCCAGCUGGGAGGAGACCUUCUGGAUGAUCACGCUGGUCUUCACCUGCUUCUCUCUGUUCGGCGUGUGCCUGAUGGCCUUCCACCAGGCCCAGUACAUCCUCAACGAGUUCUUCACCCCCACUAGCCGCAGCAACCACAACUCGGUGCUGUCGCGGCACAAAGCCCCCGUCAACAACAUCACGCCCAACGGAGUCAGGACGAAGGGCGGCUGCAAGAGCUACGUGGACGCCGGCCACACCUCCGACAAGGGGAAGGGGCGUGGGUCCGCCGUGCUGGCCAACGCCAACCCCCCCGCCCCGCCACGCCCGCAGCCCGCCAAGAAGGCCCCCUCCCCCCCCCAGCCGCCGAAGAAGCACCGGGUCUCCCCCGUCUACGCCAAGCCCAAGCCCAGCGGCGCCGCCCCCGCUCCCGCCGCCGCCACCGCCGACGAAGAGCAGCGGGACCUGAGCCCCGCCCCCCUGCUCACCCCUGAGCCCGAAGUCUGUAACCACAACAACAACAACGUCAUCGCCGUCGGCGACGAGGACGACGCCUCGUGUCGGAGCGCCCCGACGGAGGAACCCACGCACUUUAAGGAGGAGGAGCCCCCCCGCGCUGCCGAGGACAAGGGGCCGGCGGCCGUUACGUUUCCCAUGGAAACGCCCGGGGCCCGCCCCGCGCACCAGGCAGCGGUGGGCGCCGGGGCCCAGGCGCACUGCAGCCCUGCAGGACAGAGCGUCGCCAAGCAGCGCACAGACGGCACGUACUCGGAGAGGAGGGCGAGCGCGGAGCUGGAGCCCCUGCCCCGAGAAGAGUGCAGAGCCCCGAAGAAGAAGGUGGAGACGUGUGAGACGGGAGCUCCGUCGGUCAACAUUAAUAAUAAUAAGGGAAAGAAGAGUCGCAGGAAGGCCUCCGAAGGGAUAUCCGGUGUCCCCGAACACAGCGUGCUGGUGAUGUCGGAGCGGGAGAAGGACCCCGAGUGGAGGCCCGGGGAGCCGGCGGCCGGGGGGCCCCGCGCCCGGACCCGCUGCCCCGUCGCCCGCACGGAGGCCCCCAAGCCCUGCCUGAGCAACGAGACCCCCUUCAAACAGAACGGCGUGUGCCUGUUGUCCCGCCCCCGGAGGAAGACGGCGGCGGAGCGCCGCGGCCCGUGCGAGUCGGGCUCGGACUCGUGCAGCUCGUCGGGCAGCGUGCGGGCCAGCCGCGGCAGCUGGGGCAGCUGGAGCAGCACCAGCAGCGUGGAGGGCGAGAAGGACCCCGGUGCCCGCGCCCACCUCCCCGCGCCCCCCGCCAGGAAGAGGGACUCGAUGCAGUGCAACAAUUAUCCAGCAGAGAGAGACUGCUACCAGAACGUGAACACCGCCUACAAGGCUCAGAGUAUGAACAGCUUGUGUUGUAAAGACCAGUGCCAAAACGCCCAGGCUCCGUGCACCUCGGGCCUCGGCCCUAGCUUUGCAUCUGUGACCGCCGGGGUGGAGAGGAACAUGGACCUGACGGGGCAGUACGUCCCAGAGGAGACGUGGUCAGCCCCCUCCGUUCCCCUCACCAACGACUUCCGGUACAACGCCAGCGACGCCCUGCCCUCUGUCCCGCAGCCCCCCGCGCCCGGCCCCUACCAGGGGUUUCCCUGGAACAGUGCAAACAGCCAGUGCAGCAACGGUCCCUACGGCUACUGUGAGCAGGACAGCUACAUGAUGGGCAACGGGCAGAACUUCCCCUCCAACGGGUUCCCGUGUCAGGAGAGCCAGGGAGGCUACAGCCAGCAGCCCAGCUGGAGCGAGGACUGUCCCCAGGAGACCCCCUCCGUCUGGGACACCGCAGCCUGCGUCGGCAGCAAGCCAUACUUCCACGGUACCCGCAGCCUGUCGCCCAUGUCCAGCCUGUUCGGCUCCAUCUGGACCCCGCAGAGCGACCCCUACCAGAGCCAGUUCCAGGCGGACCGCUCGGCCCCCAUGUCCCCGGUGUCUCCGGUGGCCCCGGUCCACGUGGCCCCCUUCAGCCGGGAGCCCGGCGGCUCCUGUCGGCUCCUGCAGUACUCCAGCUUCCACCCCUUCGGCCCGCACAUGAACCUGGACAUCUGGAACUCCUCGUCCAACCGCAGCUCCAACUCACAGCUGUCCAAUGACUCUGGGUACUGCGGCGACGUGUAGACGGAGCCGCAGUACCGAUGAUCGCAAAAAAAAAGGCAGAACACGACGCUAUACAUAUAUAAAAGAGAGGAAAACGGGAAUGAAUGUGCGCUUUUAUCAGUAACUUGGGGGCGGGGAAUGUUAAUAUUCCUUUUCUUUUAUGUUUCCUUGUUUUCCCGAAUGUUCGAUGUUGUCAAAGGUUAAGCAUUUGUUUGUAUAUUUUUCUAGAUGUUUUGCAGUUUGAUCAAGGAAAAUAAAAAAAAAAAGGUUUUGUACUUGGGA